Messenger RNA from Suricata suricatta (meerkat), 2545 nucleotides. RefSeq names its product spermatogenesis associated 2 like (gene SPATA2L). Bases 169 to 1434 code for a protein of 421 amino acids. NCBI's taxonomy places the organism in Eukaryota, Metazoa, Chordata, Mammalia, Carnivora, Herpestidae. Gene Ontology annotation, cellular component: cytoplasm. The transcript is spliced from 3 exons. The record is from RefSeq and is a predicted model, not a curated record.
UGCACAGGGCCCCGCCCCCGGCUCGGCCCCGCCCCGGUCAGCCGAAGGAGGUGUGCCCGGACUAGGCCCCGCCCCGAGCGUCACGGCCGAGGCCGAUGGGCGGAGCCGCGGGCGGCGGAAGAGCGCUGCUGCGGGAGAGCUCGGAGCGGAGAGGCGGGGACCCGCAGAAUGGGCAGCAGCUCGCUGUCCGAGGACUACCGCCUGUGCCUGGAGCGUGAGCUGCGGCACGGCCGCGCGGGCGUGUGCGGGGACCCAUCCCUGCGCGCGGUGCUGUGGCAGAUCCUGGUGGAAGACUUCGACCUGCACGGGGCGCUGCAGGACGACGCCCUGGCGCUGCUCACCGACGGCCUGUGGGGCCGCGCUGACCUGGCCCCCGCGCUGCGCGGCCUGGCCCGCGCCUUCGAGCUGCUGGAGUUGGCCGCCGUGCACCUGUACCUGCUACCCUGGAGGAAGGAGUUCGCCACUAUCAAGACCUUCUCUGGGGGCUACGUGCACGUGCUGAAAGGUGCUCUCUCAGAGGACCUCCUCAUCCAGAGCUUCCAGAAGAUGGGCUACGUGCCCAGGGACAACCACCGCCUGAUGAUGGCUGCCCUGCCACCCGCCUGCCAGCUGGUGCAGGUAGCCCUGGGCUGCUUCGCCCUCCGGCUGGAGUGUGAGAUCCUGGGCGAAGUGCUGGCGCAGCUGGGAACCAGCGUGCUGCCCGCCGAGGAGCUGCUGCAGGCGCGGCGGGCCAGCGCAGACGUGGCCUCCUGCGUGGCCUGGCUGCAGCAGCGGCUGGCCCGGGAGGAGGAGCCACCACCUCUGCCCCCCCGGAGCUCCCCAAGUGUGUACCAGACGCAGCUGGACCUAUACCGGGACCUGCAGGAAGACGAGGGCUCCGAGGAGGCCAGCCUAUAUGGUGGGCCCUCACCAGGCCCUGACUCCCCUCCCCCAGAGUUAGCCUGCCGGCCUCCGCUCUGGGAACAGAGCGCCAAACUGUGGGGUGCCAGAGGUGGGGCCUGGGAGUCACUAGGGGAGGCUGAGGUGCUGCCGCAGGCCAGCAGCCCAUCAUAUGGGGCCUUGAAGGAGGAGCUGGAGCCGGAACCGGAAGCCUUCUCCUUCCUCUCAAUGCGACGAGAGCUGCUAAGCAGGCCUGGGGACCUGGCUGCCCCCAAAUCCCCAGGGAGGUCAGGGCGGGCCAGCCCCCAGCUUGGCUAUGGGCCCAGGCCCCAGUCCCCUGGCUACCAAGUGCACAGCUGCCUGGCUCCUGGUGCCCUGCCCACCCUCUGCUGUGACACGUGCCGCCAGCUGCACGCCCCGCACUGUGCCACCCUGCCCGCCUGCCGUCCAGGUCAUGCACUCCGUGUGCUGCUUGGUGACACCCAGCAGCGCCUCUGGCUGCAGCGCGCACAGGUGGACGCCCUCCUCUACGACGGACCUGGGGCCCGACCUUAGGCCCAGCCAGGCCCUGGGUCAAGUGCUUUCCAGAGACAGUUUCUGUGGUGCUUCUCUGGGCCUCAUCACUCCUCAGGCCUAAGCCCCUGGCCACCUUGCCCCCUGGGGACUCCCGGGCACAGCGGGGUGGGGAAUGCAGGCUUCACAGAGCAGGAGAUGGGCUCCCGCCCUCCAAGGAGAGCCCAUGCCUGGGGCUGCCGGGUCCCCACCCCCUGUACCCCGGGUCCAAGCCAAGGUCCGAACGUGCUAGUGGGGGAGCCUAGCUUGCGUCUGCCUUGCCACCACACCUACACCCAUGAAGGGCCCUCUCCCUUCUCUUCCACCCCUUCCCCCAACCCACUGUAAGGGCCCAGCACCCACCCUGUAGCUCUCAACCUAUCCCUGUAAUUACUGUUCAGGACAUGUUGCCUCCUUCUUGAGUGUCGAAGGGAGAUUCUCCUCAUAGGGGUGUCCUUAGAGGCCUGCAGGUGACACUGCAGGCCACGGAGCACCACUGUGACCAGUCUGGGCUCUCUGCCAGCUACAUGGCUGACCUAGCCUGUUACCGAUGCAAUGAGCUGAGGUUGGCUUGAGAUGGCCCAUGGGCCCUGGUUCUCACUGCCUGGCCCUGGGUCAAGCCCAUGAGCAGAAAACAGACGAUCUGGCCUUAUGGCAGAGGAUGCAGGCUCCCAAGAAGUCCGGAGAGUAGGCAGGUAGGCAGCUGGUGGAGCCUGGACGGGCUGGCUGUGUCACUCGUCACUCCCUUCCAGGUGGAAUGUGGGGCUUCUGAGCAAUCAGCACCCCACCAGCCACCCUGCUGGGGCCUUCUGCCACACAGGCCUCCCACCUGAGGACCCCCCCCUCCGCCCCCCGCCGCCAGUCCAGUGGUAAAGAUGUGGGCUGGGCUUAUGAAUCGCCACCUGCUGAGACAAACUCUCAAGAUGCAGGUGGAACCCCUCUUCCUGGGGGUAAGGUCUCAGGAACUGCUAACCCACAGGACUAGAAGGGACAGGUGCUCAUCCCCCAUGCUGGCCCUUCCUCACUGGGCACCUCCCUUCCCAGUACUCGGAAACCCACCUUCAUGUCAUGAGUCAGAACCCAAAAGUUCAUUAAAAGAUGUUGAACCUGCUCA